Molecule: messenger RNA, 1650 nt
Organism: Rattus rattus (black rat)
Lineage: Eukaryota; Metazoa; Chordata; Mammalia; Rodentia; Muridae
Gene: Lrit2
Product: leucine rich repeat, Ig-like and transmembrane domains 2
Exons: 3
Coding region: 1-1650 (549 amino acids)
Molecular function (GO): protein binding
Source: RefSeq, a predicted model, not a curated record
AUGGCUUUUGUUUUUUAUUGUUUCUUGCAAGUUCUGGUCUCUUGGGUUAUACAUGCAGCACGACCAUUGUGUCUGCCAGAGUGUACCUGUUCAGAGGAGAGUUUUGGCAGGAGCCUUCAGUGCAUGUCUAUGUCUUUGGGAAAGAUUCCAGACAACUUUCCCGAAGGACUCAAGCAAGUGAGAAUUGAAAACUCGCCCUUGUUUGAACUUCCCCAGGGGGUUUUCACCAACUUGAGCACUUUGGAAUACCUUUGGCUCAACUUCAACAACGUCACUGUGAUCCACCUAGGCGCCCUGGAGGACCUGCCACAGCUGAGAGAGCUGAGACUAGAGGGGAACAGACUCCGUUCAGUACCGUGGACAGCGUUCCGCGCGACGCCUUUCCUGAGGGUUUUGGAUCUCAAACACAACAGGAUUGAUGCGCUCCCUGAACUGGCUCUUCAGUUCCUAGCCAACCUGACAUACCUUGACAUAUCCUCCAAUAGGCUGACAGUUGUAUCCAAGGGUGUCUUCUUGAACUGGCCAGCCUAUCAGAAACGGCAGCAGCUUGGCUGUGGAGCGGAGAUUCUCCCGCACAUGGUAUUGUCGCUGCACAAUAAUCCCUGGCUGUGUGACUGCCGUUUAACGGGGCUUGCUCAGUUUGUCAAGUCCGUUGGUCCCCCUUUCAUCUUGGUGAGUUCUUACUUGAUAUGCCAGGGUCCUGUCUCUAAGGCAGGGCAGCUUUUACAUGAGACUGAGCUCGGAGAUUGUAUGAAACCAAUUAUCUCAACUCCUAGGGCCAAUGUCACUAUCCAGGUAGGAAAGAACGUGACCCUGCAAUGUUUGGCACAAGCCAGUCCCUCACCAACUAUUGCAUGGAAGUAUCCCCUGAGUACAUGGAGAAAAUUUGAUGUGUUGGCCUUGCCAAUUGCAGAAGGUUUCAUCCUGUCCCAGCUGGUCAUCCCAGCAGCUCAACUGGUAGACGGCACUAAUUAUACCUGCAUGGCCUUCAACUCCAUCGGCCGAAGCUCUCUUGUCAUCACACUCUAUGUCCAGCCUGCACAGGCCACGCCUGGAUCGCAUUCCCUCUCCACCUCUUCAGAGGGCAGUGCCUAUGUUGACCUAUGGGUGGUCAAGCAGACAGUGCAUGGUAUCUUGCUGGAGUGGCUCACAGUGACCAACCUUGCUGGAGAACAAUGGUUCACCCUCUACAUUGCAUCUGAUGAAGCUCUGGGGAAGAAGGUGGUCCACAUAGGCCCUGGAAUCAACACCUAUGCUGUGGAUGACCUCCUCCCUGCUACAAAAUAUAAAGCAUGUCUCGGCCUGAGGAAUCAGCCUCCAGGCCAGGGCCAGUGUGUGGUCUUUGUGACCGGCAAAGGCAGUGGUGAGCUGGAGGGCCGCGAGCACCUCUUACAUGUCACUGUGGUCUUGUGCGCUGUGCUCCUGGCACUGCCUGUGGGUGCUUAUGUCUGGGCAUCCCAGGGUCCGUGCAAUUGCAGUGAGUGGUGUUUUCGCUGUUUUCCUCUUCACAGGAAAACCCUAAGAUGCCCACAAGCAGUGCCACAGUGUAAGGAUAACUCUUUCACAGAUCCUUCAGCUGUCUGUGAGGAUUGUGAGAGUCACAGAGUUGUGGAGAAGGAUGAGGAGAUAGAAAAGGAGGGCACCAGCUAA